This is a messenger RNA of Syngnathus acus (greater pipefish), 1302 nucleotides long. It is a transcript of the gene rab21, whose product is annotated as RAB21, member RAS oncogene family. The transcript is spliced from 7 exons. Bases 346 to 996 code for a protein of 216 amino acids. Gene Ontology annotation, molecular function: GTP binding; GTPase activity. Lineage: Eukaryota; Metazoa; Chordata; Actinopteri; Syngnathiformes; Syngnathidae. Gene Ontology annotation, biological process: Rab protein signal transduction. The record is from RefSeq and is a predicted model, not a curated record.
CACGUGACCUCGGCGCUCCCGCGACAGAGUGAUUGGGCGAGCUCGAACAGACGAUCUGUGGCGGCGCUAGCCGGCUAGCUGUAAGCUAAGAGACGCCGCCAUUAGUUGCUUUGGCGUCACUGACGAGCCUUUAACUCGCUUUGAUGUCGACAAUACCAUUUUAGUACUUUUCAAAGUCAACACAGCUAUCGACGUGCUUGCUUUGACUUGUUAGCUCCCUUUCCCCCGUCGGUCGGAAGCCGAUGUGAGCUGCGCAGCAGUUGACUUAGUACGUGCUAGCGAGUGUUAGCCAGAGGAGGAGGAGGAGGGGGCGGCUAGCUUGUUGUGACAGAUCGAGCGGCCGCCAUGGCGGCAGCUGGCGGCGGCAAAAACUUCUCGUUUAAGGUGGUCCUGCUGGGGGAAGGCUGCGUGGGGAAGACGUCCAUGGUGCUGCGCUACUGCGAGAACAAAUUCAACGACAAGCACAUCACUACUCUUCAGGCGUCCUUCCUCACCAAAAAGCUCAACAUCACGGGAAAGCGGGUCAAUCUCGCCAUCUGGGACACGGCGGGUCAGGAGCGCUUCCACGCCUUAGGUCCCAUCUACUACAGAGACUCCAAUGGAGCCAUCUUGGUAUAUGACAUCACCGACGAAGACUCCUUCCAGAAGGUGAAGAACUGGGUGAAAGAACUGAGGAAGAUGUUGGGCAACGACAUUUGCCUGUGUAUAGUAGGUAACAAAAUCGACUUGGACAAAGACAGGAACGUGUCGACGGAGGAGGCGGAAAGUUACGCUGCGUCAGUGGGCGCCAAGCACUACCGGACGUCAGCCAAGCUCAACAGCGGCAUCGAGGAGCUCUUCUUGGACUUGUGUAAAAGAAUGAUGGAGGCCGCGCAGGCCGAGGAGCGAUCGAAGGGAAACGGCGGCGGCCAGUCAGCGUCCGGUCGCAGGGGCGUUCAGAUUGUGGAUGACGAUCCGCAGGCCACGCCCACCGGGGGAUGCUGCUCGUCGGGCUAACGCACGUACACGCCCGCGCGGUGGAUCCGGUCUGUCGGUGCUGCUGACGAUCGUGGGAAGGGGUUCAUAGUUCAAAGUCCAAGAAGCAGGAAACAUGCAAGCGACCGUUUCCUGCCCAAUUGUUAGUAGACGUGCGGGAGGACACGUGACAUCACUUCCUGUCUGAUAUAGAAUGCGCGUCCGCAGGCAGAGAUUGAAGCGGAAAAGGGCCGAUUGCUCUCCAACAAUUGUGCAUGCUUGACCGGAACGGCCGUCCUUUGAUUCCAAGAACAGAUGUCGUGUCCAUUAAAUGCUCAUUGAAAGUUG